AUGGGAGGAGGCGAACACAGAGAGGCCGUUCUGGUCACACUGCCGAUGCAGAAGCCAGACGCGGCAAUCGAGAAACUGCAGAACAAGUUCCCUCAUCUCAAGAUAACCUACCGUAACGUGCCUUGGACAAAAGACCGCGCACAGUUGGAAGAAGCAGUGCCCAGAGAGCUUUGGAGAGAAGCCACUGUGCUGUUGACCUUGUCCGCUCUGCCGCCUAAACCAGAGGAUGCUCCUCUAUUGGGCUUUAUCCAGCUCUUUUCUGCUGGAUCUAACCAGCUUGCCAGCCAUCCCAUCUACACAGAUACAGAUAUCCCUAUUGCCACUGCGUCGGGCGUGCAUGGCCCACAGAUUGCUGAGUGGGUAAUCAUGACCCAUCUGAUCCAAACCCACAAGUACAACCAGCUCUAUGAAGCUCAGAAGGAGCACAGAUGGGCCAAGGGAGGUUAUAGUGUCAAGGACUCUGUCGGCAUGCGUGUCGGAGUGCUCGGCUAUGGAAGUAACAAAUCUACCCAGNGUAUGGAUGUCAUCGCCUUCACAGCAUCACCAAAGGACACGCCAGAGAAGAAGAAGGAUGUCGGCUACAUCGUGCCUGGCACAGGUGACCCCAACGGCGAAAUCCCUUCAGCAUGGUACUCAGGUCUGGACAAGGAGUCCCUGCACGACUUCCUAAAGCAAGACAUUGAUCUCUUACUCAUCUCUGUACCACUCACAAAAGAAACGACCCAUUUCUUGUCGACAGAAGAGUUCGAGGUUCUCAGUCAGGAUGGCAAGAAACCCGCUUUUGUGGCCAAUAUCGCAAGAGGACCUAUUGUCGACCAGCCCGCACUGAUCGAAGCUCUGAAGGAUGGAACUCUUGCAGGAGCUUCUCUAGACGUCACAGACCCUGAGCCUCUCCCCUCUGACAGCGAGCUAUGGGAUCUUGACAAUGUGAUUGUCACACCGCACAUCAGCGGCAAUGGCGAGGCAUACGUCGACCGAGCAUUCCAGAUCCUCGAACUGCAGCUAGAACACAAGCAGAAGGGCGAAAAGUUCAUCAACGUUGUCAACAGGAAGAGAGGAUACUAG
This is a messenger RNA of Aureobasidium uvarum, 1065 nucleotides long. The record is from the annotation of a GenBank genome assembly. Lineage: Eukaryota; Fungi; Ascomycota; Dothideomycetes; Dothideales; Saccotheciaceae.